AUGUCUGUGUGGUCUUUUAACUGUGAUGUGGAGUGGGUGGUAUCUAGGGUGGGGCUCGGGCGCAAGUGUGGGCAGGGCCCAGGGGGCAACGAAAAUUUUGUUGUACGGGGCCCCGUGAUUUCUAAUGGCGGCCCUGUUCCCAUCUGAACAUCAAAGAUGGGCAUGAGUGCAAGAACAUCAAAGAUGGGCAUGAGUGCAAGUAGCCGGCAAUACUACCAGUGGCGCUUUGAAAAGCCCUCACCGUGGAUCUCGCCUGAUCUGGACAUCUUUGAGAUCAGGGAUUUUGAGGAUCCACUCGCGGGCCCUUAUCUCGAGUGCAUCAGGGACAAGAUCACCUUUGACAUCAGGUUUGCACUCUACGAUCUGUGGAUGGCCAAGGACUGCGUGAAGAUCACAAAAUGGUGGAAAUUACACCUUAAGAACGAGUUCUGGCAGGACUACAGAUACAUCAAGGCCCACCUGAAACACCUCUACAAAGAGCUAGAGAAGAUCAACAAGGCCAUACUGAUUAAGAACAAUGAGAGAUAUUCAGGUGCAGUAUAUAAUCCAUCCUUUUCUUUCCCACACUUGGUCAAUCAUUUAAUUUUGCUUAAUCACCUGAUUUGUGCUUAA
Messenger RNA from Protopolystoma xenopodis, 612 nucleotides. The record is from the annotation of a GenBank genome assembly. NCBI's taxonomy places the organism in Eukaryota, Metazoa, Platyhelminthes, Monogenea, Polystomatidea, Polystomatidae.